Molecule: messenger RNA, 1736 nt
Organism: Lobosporangium transversale
Lineage: Eukaryota; Fungi; Mortierellomycota; Mortierellomycetes; Mortierellales; Mortierellaceae
Product: amine oxidase
Exons: 3
Coding region: 38-1699 (553 amino acids)
Molecular function (GO): oxidoreductase activity
Source: RefSeq, a predicted model, not a curated record
CCUAAUCAUUCUUAUUCAUUCCUUCAUUCUUAUUGCUAUGACCAUUCAGUGCAAGCAUGUCAUUGUCGUUGGUGGAGGGAUGGCUGGUUUGAGCGCAGCGCUGGAGCUGACUAAGGACCCCAAUAUCAGAGUCACUCUUUUGGAAGCUCGGAAUCGUCUGGGCGGUCGGAUUGCCACUCACCAUAGCCUGAUCUCUCCCUCGUUCGAGGCAUCAGCUCUUGUACCCACUGGUUCCUCUUCUCUCGCCUUUGAUUUUGGUGCUUCCUGGAUUCAUGGUGUCGACCCUUCGAAUCCACUCUACUCCCUUCUCAACCAAGCCAAAGUCAAGUACAUUCAUACAGACAGCGAUAUCAUGUUUAGUCAACCUGGUCCUGGUAUAAUACAUCUGCCUGAAGAGGAGAGUAAUCAUUAUUGGAAAAUUGUUUGGGAUAUUUUGGAUGAAGGGCAAGAGUUUGCAAGAACCUGUCGUGAUCAGAUCCCAGAGAACCUUUCUUUACGUCAAUGGCUGACAGAUUAUAUCAAAAAGUACCAGAGCGAGGAUCCGAAUGACGAGAAAACAUACAUGAGCCCUAUUAUGAAGAGAGUGAUACCAGGGUUGGCCAUGUAUUGGGCGGACGAAAACGCCAUUCCCCUAGAGCGAGUGUCUAUGAAAUACAUGGAUGCUGAAAAGAUCUUUCCUGGUGAACAUUGUCUGGUCACCAAUGGACUUGACCGUGUGGUUAAUGUACUGAAGGUUCAGCUGGAGGAGAAGGAAAAGGAGAACCUUACUGCGUUACUGGAGCACGUUGUCGAAGGCAUCGAAUACAAUGAAUUUCAAGUCGACGUCACAACAAAUCAUGGUUCCUUCACUGCGGACCAAAUCCUGGUCACCCUUCCCCUCGGCGUCCUCAAAACCCUCCAGACAAGAACAGAAGCAUCAACAGCAGCUACUAGCACUCCAUUUUUUAACCCCCCUUUACCUAUUUCUAAGCAAAAUGCAAUUCGAAACCUUGGCUUUGGAACCAUGUUUAAAAUCUUCCUCUUCUUCCCAACGUGUUUUUGGUCUCCCAAUGUGCAUUUCAUCAACUGUCUCCCCUCGGAAGAAUUUACUAAAUCUCCUUCUUCUAAUUUAAUAGCUCGUUUUUGUUUGAAUAGCAGACAAAUCGAAGCUCUGACAGUGUUGAUGCGGGAUCUAGCUAAUUACUCGUCCCUGAUGCCAGUCUACAACAUGCCAAUCCUGAUUGGAUAUGCCACCAAUCGCGCUGCAGAAUUGAUGGAAUGUUUAACAGAUGACGAAGCCCGAUACGUUUACAUGUGUCAUUUAGCUCAUUACUACGAUAUCAUGACCAUUGAUAAUGACAGGACUAAUGGAGGUGAAGCCGUCUGGCCAAAAAUCUCAUUCAUGUCAAGAUGGAAUCAAGAUCCCUUUGCCCGUGGGUCUUACUCAAGUAUCCCUAUAGGCGCUACACCUCAAGACAUUGAAGCCUUUCAAGUUCCUGUUGGGGUCAGACGCGAUAGUAUGAGCACUACUGAUACCAUUGAGGAGGGCACGGAUAAUGUUCCAGCUUCAAAUAAGUUAAUAGCUGUAAAUGAUCCAGAGUUGGGGAGAGUCUUCUUUGCAGGCGAACAUACAUCCUCUAGUCACUUUGCUAGCAUCCAAGGCGCACUCAUGUCCGGUCGCCGAGAGGCAGUUAAAAUUUUGAGACAGUCUCUUGUGUAGGUCGUAGCAUAGAAAAGUCUAAUAAAGAUAUUUGAUU